AAAUACAGUGUCUUGGUGCAAGAUGAGCACCGACACCCGAUAUACUUUCCUUCGUUCAUCUUCCAUCGUAUGAACAUAGCCAAACAGAUGCUGCAGCAAGCCCUCAAAGUGUCCGGUCGCAGUGCGUCCCCGCUGAUCAAGUGGAUGGAGAAGUGGGCUGAGAGCGCAGCUGGCCUGAAUAAGAUCGAGGCGGCGCACCGGAUGAAAACCCUAAAGGAGAUGCCGGGACCCACAGUCGCCAAAUUUGCCUGGGACCUCUUCGCCAAACGGGGACUGUCCCGCCUCCACGAGCUGCAGCUUGAGGGUGUGAAGCGCUACGGGCCAAUGUGGAAGGCCAGCUUCGGUCCCAUCCUGACGGUGCACGUGGCCGAACCAGCCCUGAUAGAGCAGGUGCUGAGGCAGGAGGGCCAGACCCCCAUCCGCUCUGACCUCUCCUCUUGGAAGGACUAUAGGAAACAACGAGGCCACGGCUACGGACUGCUCACAGCUGAGGGGGAGGAGUGGCAGGCGGUGCGGACUCUCCUGGGGAAGCACAUGCUACGUCCGAAGGCGGUGGAGGCCUACGAUGCGACUCUAAACGGCGUGGUAGAUGACCUCAUCACUAAGCUCCGCUUCCGCAGGCGCCAGGACCCCCGCGGCCUCGUCCCGGACAUCGGCAGCGAGUUCUACCGCUUCGGCCUCGAAGGGAUCUCCUCAAUCUUGUUCGAUUCCAGGAUUGGUUGUCUAGACCCUGUGGUUCCCAUGGAGACAGAACGUUUCAUUCAGUCCAUUAACACCAUGUUUGUCAUGACGCUCCUCACCAUGGCUAUGCCUGCCUGGUUACACCAGUUGUUCCCCAAGCCCUGGGACACUUUCUGCCAGUGCUGGGACUACAUGUUCCAAUUCGCUAAAGGUCACAUUGACCAGCGUCUGAUGGAGGAAGCGGAGAAGGUGGCGCGGGGAGAGGAGGUAGAGGGGCGAUAUCUGACUUACUUUCUGACCCGCACGGGGCUACCCAUGAAGACGGUGUACAGCAACGUCACUGAGCUGCUCCUGGCUGGGGUGGACACGAUUUCCAGCACCAUGUCCUGGUCCCUUUACGAGCUGUCUCGGCACACUGAGGUUCAGGCCUCGCUGCGGGAGGAGGUAUUGACUGUGAUGGGGGGUCGGAGGGUGCCUGGGGCUGCAGACGUGGCUCGCAUGCCCCUCAUGAAGGCUGUGGUCAAGGAAGUUCUCAGACUUUAUCCUGUUAUUCCGGCCAAUGCCAGGGUCAUCGCAGAUAAAGACAUCCAGGUCGGAGGCUACCUCCUCCCCAAAAACACUCUGAUCACCCUCUGCCACUUUGCCACAUCCCGGAAUGCAUCAUUUUUCCCGAACCCAAAUGCCUUCCAGCCCCUUCGCUGGCUGAACCGGGACGAAGGCCACCACCCCUAUGCCUCGGUGCCUUUUGGUGUGGGCAAACGCAGCUGCAUCGGCCGCCGCAUUGCAGAACUGGAGGUCUACCUGGCACUUGCACGAAUUCUGAUGCAGUUUGAUGUAAAGCCCGAUCCAGAAGGCAGUGGUGCAGCAGUCAAACCCAUGACCCGGACACUGCUGGUGCCAGAGAGUGAGAUCAACCUGCAGUUUAUUGAAAGAUGAGUCGAUGACCUGCUGAACACUAGCUAUGUGUAUUUGACUGUGACUGACAAUCCAUGUCUCUCAGAGUGAGACAGUUGGGAGCACUGGGAAAAGCAUUGCGAAAGAGGGCCCGACUGAAUUUGUAGGCCUAAACCCAUAGACCAGGCCCUCAGCCCCUCAGAUCCCAAGCCCAGUUGGUUUGGGCUGGCCUGGGUCUGAGUUGAUACAGCAGCUGAAUGAGGGGCUGAUAGAGGUCUUUGUUCAUUGAAAACCUUUAGCUCUGUAUAUGAACAGUAGUAGUUGCAUUUCCAGUGAACUGAAACUCACUUCCCACAUUUUUUGCACAAGGAGGCUUGGAGAUGGUGAAAGGAGGGUACGGCAAUAUUUCAAGUGCAUUAGAGCCUAUCUUGAAACUUCUCUCCAUGCAGAGUGAAAUGCAUAGAACUUGAAACUUUUGACUGAAACUUGAAAAGUGCAUCAGGAGAUAUUAUGUGACAUAGUACUAUAAAGCUGCAAUCAGCAGUAGAAACUAUAACAAACUGUGCCCCUCCCCUAUUUUGGUAAAAAGCUGAGGGAUGGGUCUGGAGAAAUGUAACCACUUAAAAAUUAAUAGACACAGCUAUGGAUGAUAGGACUGACCAUCCAUGAUAUCAAAAUUAUAGUUUUGAGGCCAUGUAGUGUUUAUUUACAUUUACUUUGUUACCAAACAUUGGAGUAAAACAAGCUUGUAUUUUGGGUUCUGAUGGGGUACGACAGUUGAACUAAGAUCAUGAAGCAUUUAUAAGUUGCAUUAUUCAAGAAUCAAUGGGUACAUAACAUUAAUUGAUAAGUACAAAACUGCUGAUUUUCCCCUUUAAUGACAAGUGAUUUUCCUUCUCAAUAUCAGGUUGAUCCCUCUUUUCACCUCUUAAAGAUGCAUUAUAAAGGUUUUGUAUAAUUUCAGCCAGUAGUUUUGAAAGUAGCACUUAAAGCCACAACGUGCCCUGAAAAUUGUGCACAAUGUCAUCCAUUUCGUAUGAAAUGUUACGUCCUGCAGUAUAUAUAUAUUUUUUACAAAUCUGCAAUUCGUAUGAUAUAUUACAAAUUUGUAAGUGCUUAAGAUCCAGUUCAAUCUCUUUAAACAUUCUGAUUUAUUCAAUAAUGCUCAUGAAUACAAUCACUUAUACUUACUUGUGAUUUAGAUUGUAGCAAAUGGUGUUGCCAAUGUUAUUAUCAAAGGAAUCUGAUUAACUAUAUAUGUUCCUCUCACCUAACUAGACAUCAAUUGCUAUUUGACUGUAAGAAUCCUGACCAUAGCAUGUAAUGCAAAACUAAUAUGGACUGCGACGUUGUAACUCAUUCCUUAUCUAACACAAAUGGAAAGUAUGGUGGCAGGUAGCCUAGCAGUUAAGAGCGUUGGGCCAGUAACCCAAAAGGUGCUGGUUCGAUUCCCGAGACGACUAGGUGAACCAUCUGCCAAUGUGCCAUUAAGUAAGGCACUUAACCCUAAUUGCUCCUGUAAGGCGCUCUGGAUAAGAGUGUCUGCUAAAUUACUAUAAUGUAAAAUGAAAGCAUAGCAAUCAUCGAUUGGCAGAUGCCAAUUGCAUUGACAUCUCAGUUUCAUUUAAUAAUGUUUAGGCAUUGCUGAUGAAGGUUCCUUAAAAUGCUUAGAAAUGAGUCAUGUACUAUGUUUUUAGAAGAGUGUUAUUGAAUAAUAAUAAUUUGUCAAAACUAUGAUGCUCCUAUCAGGAUGAUGCUCAUUUGGUGCUUAUAUGGUGCUUGUUAAUAUCUUCAUGAAAAAUGGCAGCUGGUGGGACUAGCAUGGUGCACCAUAUCCUCCCACCUGGGUUACUCUGUUUAAAGACAGUCUUUUUAAACUAUUUUCAACUUUUAUGAAGUCCCAAACUAUUUAGCUAAUGUGUGGUGUCUGUACCUCUUACGUCUAAAAAAUUGUUACCAGUUUUUCUACAUCUAGAACCUUACGUGACUUGUAUGAUGUGGUGCUUCUUUCUCUGUUGUAAUAACACAUUGUGGAAAACUGUUACAACAAUAUGGAACUAUUUUACUUUUCUAUUUGUUUUCUAAUAAA
Messenger RNA from Oncorhynchus nerka (sockeye salmon), 3664 nucleotides. RefSeq names its product 25-hydroxyvitamin D-1 alpha hydroxylase, mitochondrial-like. The transcript has 9 exons. Gene Ontology annotation, molecular function: oxidoreductase activity, acting on paired donors, with incorporation or reduction of molecular oxygen; monooxygenase activity; heme binding. Gene Ontology annotation, biological process: glucocorticoid biosynthetic process; cellular response to peptide hormone stimulus; cortisol metabolic process. The record is from RefSeq and is a predicted model, not a curated record. Gene Ontology annotation, cellular component: mitochondrial inner membrane. NCBI's taxonomy places the organism in Eukaryota, Metazoa, Chordata, Actinopteri, Salmoniformes, Salmonidae. Bases 70 to 1617 code for a protein of 515 amino acids.